Messenger RNA from Salarias fasciatus (jewelled blenny), 1559 nucleotides. RefSeq names its product NADH:ubiquinone oxidoreductase core subunit S2 (gene ndufs2). The transcript has 14 exons. Bases 26 to 1426 code for a protein of 466 amino acids. Gene Ontology annotation, cellular component: respiratory chain complex I. The record is from RefSeq and is a predicted model, not a curated record. Gene Ontology annotation, molecular function: NAD binding; quinone binding; oxidoreductase activity, acting on NAD(P)H. NCBI's taxonomy places the organism in Eukaryota, Metazoa, Chordata, Actinopteri, Blenniiformes, Blenniidae. Gene Ontology annotation, biological process: mitochondrial electron transport, NADH to ubiquinone.
CAGAAGAAGAACGUCAUUGGCCGUCAUGGCGUCCACAAUGUUGAGGUCGCUUACUAAACUCGGACGUCCUUCAACAAAAUUAAUAUUAAGCCAGAAUUUGCUGAGCCCCGGCUGCGCUCUGCUGCAGAACAGGCAGAAGCAAUGGCAGCCGGAUCCAGAGUGGAUGGAGCAGUACGCCGGGGCGGUGAUGUACCCCACCGCCGUCAAUGAGAAGUGGACUCCACCUCCAUGGAACGACAAAGACCCCCCCGCAGAGAAGGACGUGUCCAACCUGACCAUCAACUUCGGGCCCCAGCACCCCGCUGCCCACGGCGUGCUGCGUCUGGUGAUGGAGCUCAGCGGAGAGUCCGUCAAGAAGUGCGACCCCCACAUCGGCCUGCUGCAUCGCGGCACCGAGAAGCUGAUCGAGUACAAGACCUACCUGCAGGCUCUGCCCUACUUCGACCGUCUGGACUAUGUGUCUAUGAUGUGUAACGAGGAGGCCUACUCUCUGGCCGUGGAGAGGCUGCUCAACAUCCAGGCUCCGCCCCGCGCCCAGUGGAUCAGAGUCCUGUACGGAGAGCUGACCCGGAUCCUGAACCACAUCAUGGCCAUCACCACGCACGCCCUGGACAUCGGCGCCAUGACGCCUUUCUUCUGGAUGUUCGAGGAGCGAGAGAAGAUGUUUGAGUUCUAUGAGCGUGUGUCUGGAGCCAGGAUGCAUGCGGCCUACGUCCGGCCCGGCGGCGUCCACCAGGAUUUGCCUCUCGGCCUGAUGGACGACAUCUACGAGUGGUGCAAGAACUUCUCCAUCCGGAUCGAUGAAGUGGAAGAGAUGCUGACCAACAAUCGCAUCUGGAAGAAUCGCACGGUGGACAUCGGCGUGGUUUCAGCGGAGGAAGCCCUGAACUACGGCUUCAGCGGAGUGAUGCUGCGGGGCUCGGGAAUCAAGUGGGACCUCAGGAAAUCUCAGCCGUACGACAAAUACGACGAGGUGGAGUUCGACAUCCCCAUCGGGAGCAACGGCGACUGUUACGACAGGUACCUGUGCAGGGUGGAGGAGAUGCGGCAGUCCCUGAGGAUCAUGCUGCAGGCGCUCAACAAGAUGCCGGAGGGCGAGAUCAAGGUGGACGACGCCAAAGUGGCUCCGCCCAAGAGGUCCGAGAUGAAGAUGUCCAUGGAGUCUCUGAUCCACCACUUCAAGCUGUACACAGAGGGCUACCAGGUGCCUCCGGGCGCCACCUACACCGCCGUGGAGGCGCCCAAGGGGGAGUUCGGCGUCUACCUGGUGUCGGACGGCUCCAGCAGGCCCUACCGCUGCAAGAUCAAAGCGCCCGGAUUCGCCCACCUGGCCGGACUGGACAAGAUGGCCAAAGGUCACAUGCUGGCCGACGUGGUGGCCAUCAUCGGUACACAGGAUAUCGUGUUUGGUGAAGUCGACCGCUAGCCGCCCGGGGAUCCUCUGCCUGCCUCACUUCCUGUUCUGUGUUCAGCGCCGUGCGGCGGUGGAGGCCGCCUGCAGCCGCUGCUGUACAGUGCUCCAAUACUCCCAAUAAAUAUUUUAUGGACUGUAAAGCAGC